CGCUUCUGGUCCUGACCCAGACUCAGAGAGAACCCACCAUGGUGCUGUCUCCCACCGACAAGAGCAACGUCAAGGCCACCUGGGCUAAGAUUGGCAACCACGGUGCAGAGUAUGGCGCAGAGGCCUUGGAGAGGAUGUUCAUGAACUUCCCCAGCACCAAGACCUACUUCCCCCACUUCGACCUGGGACACGACUCCGCCCAGGUCAAGGGCCACGGCAAGAAGGUGGCCGACGCGCUGACCAAAGCCGCUGGCCACAUGGACAACCUGCUCGAUGCCUUGUCUGAUCUGAGUGACCUGCACGCCCACAAGCUGCGUGUGGACCCGGUCAACUUCAAGCUCCUGAGCCACUGCCUGCUGGUGACCCUGGCUCUCCACCUCCCCGCCGAGUUCACCCCCUCGGUCCAUGCCUCCCUGGACAAGUUCUUGGCCAGUGUGAGCACCGUGCUGACCUCCAAAUACCGUUAAGCUGGAGCCUCUGCGAUCCCUACCCUGGCCUGGGGCCCUCUGGAGCUCUGGGCACCCUCACUUCCCAAUCUUUGAAUAAAGUCUGAGUGGGCUGCA
Balaenoptera ricei (Rice's whale) is the source of this 563-nucleotide messenger RNA. RefSeq names its product hemoglobin subunit alpha-like. The record is from RefSeq and is a predicted model, not a curated record. NCBI's taxonomy places the organism in Eukaryota, Metazoa, Chordata, Mammalia, Artiodactyla, Balaenopteridae. Gene Ontology annotation, biological process: hydrogen peroxide catabolic process; oxygen transport. Gene Ontology annotation, molecular function: haptoglobin binding; organic acid binding; oxygen binding. Gene Ontology annotation, cellular component: haptoglobin-hemoglobin complex; blood microparticle; hemoglobin complex. Bases 39 to 467 code for a protein of 142 amino acids. The transcript has 3 exons.